This is a messenger RNA of Trichoderma breve, 822 nucleotides long. Its product is annotated as methyltransferase domain-containing protein. NCBI's taxonomy places the organism in Eukaryota, Fungi, Ascomycota, Sordariomycetes, Hypocreales, Hypocreaceae. The transcript has 5 exons. Bases 1 to 822 code for a protein of 273 amino acids. The record is from RefSeq and is a predicted model, not a curated record.
AUGCCUGCUGCAACGGAUGAUUAUGUGUUGGGGCGGGACCUGCAUGGCUCAAUCAGAUUAGAAGCCCAGCACCUCCUGUUUAAGAUGCACAAUGGUUAUGUGUUGAACCCCAAAAUACCUAUUUCUUCAGAUAUGAAAAUUGCCGAGAUAGGUACAGGCACAGGAAUCUGGCUUCAAGACAUAGCAUCUCAACUGCCAGAAACAGUCCAGCUGCAUGGCUACGAUGUUUCAGCAGAUCAAUUCCCCCCUGCAUCCCUAUGCCCGCCAAAUCUGACGUUUGCUACACUUGAUGCAUUUGGCGAUGUUCCUGCACAUCUUGUUGAGACUUAUGAUGUCGUCCAUCUGCGAUUUUGGUGCGCCAUUAUUAGAGGCAACGACCCGGGUCCUCUUAUCCGCCACGCUGUAAGGCUACUGAAGCCUGGGGGUUACUUGCAGUGGGAGGACGCAGACAUAGGGAAACCGGUUAUGCGAGGGGACGAAGCAGAGGCCUUUCAUAAGCUUGGCACGUCGGUUCUCCGGACCUUUAAUGUCUUGUUAGACUGGAUUGGAGACAUUCCAAACCUUGUCGUGGACCAUGGGUUAACAGUUGUAGAUAGUGCAACCAGUGCUUUCCACUCUACUUUAAUACCCCUUACUAUCAGGACAUAUUUGGCUGGUUGGGCUGAGCUUUUCCAGUUCGUAGGCAAGACCAAAGAUCCAUCCCUUCCAACAGCCAGUGAGUGCCAGAGGGUUUUAUUGGAACUAGACGCGGGUGUUAAACAUGGGGCACUGUAUUAUUGGCUGCCAGUGAAUCUGCUUGCUCGGAAACCUAGUACAGAGUAG